Molecule: messenger RNA, 3326 nt
Organism: Dimorphilus gyrociliatus
Lineage: Eukaryota; Metazoa; Annelida; Polychaeta; Dinophilidae
Source: the annotation of a GenBank genome assembly
CAUUUUACUAACAUGGCGCCUUUCUUAUAAAUUGAUAAACAAUUGCGCACUAUUUACGACUUUGGUUUUAUAUAUUUAAGUCAUAAAGUAUGUCUGCCUUGGAUUUGGAUGAUGACUCUUCAAUACAUCGUUUGGAAGGUUCCCAAGAAAAACAACAAGGAGGUUUGAUUGUCAUGAAAAAAGGUCCUGCUCCUGGAACCGAUCAGCAUCAGUUUAAAAUACCGACUGGGCGUCCUAAAUCCUCUAAUUUUGGUUUGGAUGAGCUAGCAAAGAAAAAGAGAAGAGAAAAAUAUGAGAAAGAACGCUCGGAAAGAAAACGCACUUGGGAAGCCGAAUAUGACUCUGAUCGCCCCAAGUAUGACAAGAGUCGACGAUCUUCUAGUCGGAGUAGGAGUGGGACCAGUAGCAGUAGCCGAAAUGGCAGUAGCAGUAGUAGCGGUAGCAGAUAUAGGAGUAACGCAACUCCUUUACCGACUCCAUCCUAUAUGUAUAAUGAUUGGAUGAAAAAUCAAAGAAGAAUGAAGGCUACACCUCAGGUUCACUCUGAAAGUAGACUAUUUAAUCCAGACACUUUAUCUCCAGAAUCAAAACGGGAGUACGAAGAGGAACAAAAACGAUUGGAUAGGCAAUGGUAUUCACUUGAUGAAGGUCAAGAAGGCGAAGGCGUUUAUGAGAAUACAAAUGAUGAAUAUAUCAAAAAGAAAGAAAAAGAACUAGAGAUUAAAAAGCAAAAGAAAAUGAGCGCCCAGCAGAAACAGAUAGGAAGGGAUAAUGAAAUGUGGGAAGUCAACAGAAUGUUGAGGAGUGGAAUGGUUCAACAAGUUAGUCUCGAAGAGGAUUUUGAUGAAAGCGCCGAAGCGCGUGUUCAUAUUCAAGUUCACAAUAUCCUGCCUCCAUUUUUAGAUGGAAGAAUUGUAUUUACUAAACAACCAGAGCCUGUUAUCCCCGUUAAAGACCCUUCCAGCGAUAUGGCUAUUGUUUCUAGGAAAGGUAGUAUGUUGGUUCGAAGAUGUAGAGAGCAAGCAGAAAGAAAAAAAGGUCAAAAAAAGCAUUGGGAAUUGGCUGGUACAAAACUUGGUGAUAUUAUGGGUAUAAAAAAAGAAGAAGAAAGGGAUACAGGACCGGAAACAGCUGAAGGAGAGGCUGAUUUUAAAGCUGGACAAAGAUUUGCAGAUCAUAUGAGUAAGAAAACAGAUGCAGUAAGUGAGUUUGCCCUUAAGAAAAGUAUGAAGCAACAAAGACAAUAUUUACCUAUCUUCGCCGUUCGUGAGGAACUUCUAAAUAUUGUUAGGGAUAAUAAUAUUGUUAUAAUAGUUGGAGAGACUGGCUCAGGAAAAACUACCCAAUUGACACAAUACUUGCACGAAGAUGGCUAUACAUCUAGAGGUAUGGUAGGAUGUACUCAACCCAGAAGAGUAGCAGCUAUGUCUGUAUCAAAACGAGUUUCAGAAGAAAUGGAUUGUGAGUUAGGAAAGCUUGUAGGUUAUUCUAUUAGAUUUGAAGACUGCACGAGUGAUAAAACUUUAAUCAAAUACAUGACUGACGGUAUUCUAUUAAGAGAAUCUCUACGAGACAGUGACUUAGAUAAUUAUUCCGCCAUAAUAAUGGACGAAGCUCACGAGAGAUCUUUAAAUACUGACGUUUUAUUUGGUUUACUAAGAGAUGUUGUUGCUCGAAGGAAUGAUUUGAAGCUGAUUGUUACAUCCGCUACAAUGGAUGCAACAAAAUUCUCGACCUUCUUUGGAAAUGUUCCAGUGUUUACAAUUCCGGGACGGACGUUUCCAGUUGAAACGUUUUAUUCAAAGAAUUCGGUUGAAGAUUACGUGGAGGCGACUGUAAAGCAGGCUUUACAAGUUCACUUAGGAGGUGCCCCAGGGGAUAUUCUUGUUUUCAUGCCAGGCCAAGAAGACAUCGAAGUCACGUGCGAAGUUAUCGCAGAACGAUUAGGUCAACUAGAUGAUGCUCCACAACUGGCAAUUUUACCUAUUUAUUCUCAAUUACCAAGUGAUUUACAAGCUAAAAUUUUUCAAAAAGCCCCCGGAAAUGUUCGCAAAUGCGUAGUUGCAACGAAUAUCGCCGAAACGUCUUUGACUGUUGACGGAAUUCAGAUCGUGCUUGACGCCGGCUACUGUAAAUUGAAGGUUUAUAACCCUAAAAUUGGUAUGGAUGCCCUGCAGAUAUUUCCUAUUUCUCAAGCAAAUGCCAAUCAACGAUCGGGUAGAGCCGGUAGAACCGGUCCAGGCUUAUGCUAUAGGAUGUAUACAUCUAGACAAUACAAAGAAGAUUUGCUAACGACGUCUGUUCCUGAAAUUCAGAGAACUAAUUUGGCUAAUGUUGUUUUAUUAUUAAAAUCACUAGGAGUUCAAGAUUUAUUACAAUUUCAUUUUAUGGAUCCACCCCCUGAGGAUAAUAUAUUGAAUUCUAUGUAUCAAUUAUGGGUUUUGGGGGCUCUGGACAAUACAGGACAAUUAACAGCUUUGGGUAGAACGAUGGUGGAAUUCCCUCUUGACCCAGCUUUGUCUAAAAUGUUGAUUGUUAGCGAACAAAUGGGAUGCUCCAAUGAGGUUUUAAUAAUCGUGUCUAUGUUAUCUGUGCCAGCUAUAUUUUUUCGACCUAAGGGAAGGGAAGAUGAGGCAGAUGCUGCAAGGGAAAAAUUUGCAGUACCGGAAAGUGAUCAUCUAACGUUACUACACGUUUAUCAGCAGUGGUCUAAGACGCAAUAUUCGACAACAUGGUGCACUCAACAUUUCAUCCAUGCUAAAGCUAUGAGAAAAGUUAGAGAAGUGAGAGCACAAUUGAAAGAAAUUAUCGAACAACAAAAGAUGAAACUCAUCUCGAGUGGUACAGAAUGGGAUAUUGUCAGAAAAUGUAUUUGUUCUGCGUAUUUUCACCAUGCCGCACGCUUAAAAGGAAUUGGCGAAUACGUGAACUGUAGAACUGGUAUGCCUUGCCAUUUGCAUCCGACUUCAGCUCUUUACGGAAUGGGAUUUACUCCCGAUUACGUCGUAUAUCACGAAUUAAUUAUGACAUCUAAGGAAUAUAUGCAAUGCGUUACGGCUGUCGAUGGUCAUUGGUUGGCAGAACUGGGUCCUAUGUUUUAUAGUGUAAAGGAAAGCAAUGAAACAAGAGUAGAUAGAAAGAGGAAUGAAAUGAAACGUGUUGAUACAAUGGAAGAGGAAAUGGUAAGAGCUCAGGAAAAAUUGAAAGCUAGAAAGGAAGAAGAAGAGGCCAACCAGACACCUAAUGCCAGAAAAAAGAUUGUAACUCCGGGUUUAAAGAGGGCAGGAACUCCCUAUAUAAAGCCCAAAGGGAAAAUUGGAUUGUAG